AUGGUGCUGGUGGCUCAAGGCAUGAAGAGACCCCUCAGCCCGUCCCACCCCCCUGAGAGCGGGGUGAGGCUGCUGGAGAUGGGCAGCUGCCUCCCCAGCCAGCCCGAGCAGCGCAUGAAGCGGGAGAAGAAGCAUCAGUCGUUCACGCUCUGCGAGGUCUGCAACAUCCAGCUCAACUCGGCCGCGCAGGCGCAGAUCCACUACAAUGGCAAGUCCCACCAGAAGCGCCUCAAGCAGCUCAACAAGGGGAAGAUUGCCCCAUGGAGCCCCAAGCAUGCAUUAAUACUGUCUCUUCUCUCUGCCUGCCCAGGUCCCUCUGGACACAGCAGCCCCCUCUUAGCGUCGUUGCCUAUUCCCGGCCGGCCCCUCCACCCCCCCUUGGACAUCAAGCACUUUCUGACCUUCAGGCUCAACGGGACGUCACCGCUCAACCUCUUCCCCAACUUCAACACGAUGGACCCAGUGCAGAAGGCAGUGAUCAGCCACACCUUUGGCGUGCCCACCCCUCUCAAGAAGAAGCAAUUCAUCUCCUGCAACAUCUGCCAUCUCCGCUUCAACUCUGCAAACCAAGCAGAAGCUCAUUACAAGGGCCACAAGCACGCACGGAGGCUGAAAGCCAUCGAGGCCAUGAAGAACAAGCAGAAGGCAGCGGGGGCUUCACUGGUGGCCACGAGCCCAGACAGCGCAGCCGACUUCGCCCCCAGCCCCGAGGGCAGCAGGGACCCCGGCAGUACAGCUCAAGCCAAUGGUGUGCAGGAGCUGGAGGGUGAGGGCAGCAGCCGGGGGCUGCCACCCAGCGCCGAGGAGCCGCCCGCGGAGCUGCCGGGCAGCGCCGCCCCGCUGGGAUCCCCGCCGGCCUCCGAGAUCUCCGAGGGCACCUCAGAUGCCACCAGCGUCACCUCCUCGGCUGCACCAACAGCCGAGGUGCAGGCAGCCGAGUCGGGCAGCAGUGCCAGCUCAGCCCCCGAGAGCGAGAAGGAGGGGAAGAAGAGCAAACAGCACCUGUACUGUCCCACCUGCAAAGUCACUGUCAACUCCCUGUCCCAGCUGGAGGCUCAUAACACCGGUGCCAAGCACAAGUCCAUGCUGGAAGGUCACGGCACCCAGCUGCGGCGGGGCCGGGGUAAGCUCCUCUCCCGGCCAGGCCACAAGUCCAAGCGGAUCGGCAACAAGGGCAGCAUCAACAUCCAGAACAAGGCGUUCCACUGCCAAGUGUGCGAGAUCUACGUGAACUCAGAGACCCAGCUCAAACAGCACAUGAGCAGCCGGAGGCACAAAGAUAGGCUGGCAGGGAAGCCACCGAAGCCCAAGUACAGCCCCUACAACAAGCUGCAGAAGAAUGCUGCCCUUGCAGUGAGUAUUCUCAAGUCCAAGCUGGCUUUGCAGAAGCAUCUCACCAAGACCCUGGCGACGCGCUUCCUGCCCAGUCCCAGACGGGAAGAAGAGGACCCAGCUGCUCCUUGGGGAAUGAGCAUCCCUCUGGAUGGCUGGUCCCUGCCAGCCCAGUAG
Molecule: messenger RNA, 1509 nt
Organism: Chaetura pelagica (chimney swift)
Lineage: Eukaryota; Metazoa; Chordata; Aves; Apodiformes; Apodidae
Gene: ZNF385C
Product: zinc finger protein 385C
Exons: 11
Coding region: 1-1509 (502 amino acids)
Cellular component (GO): nucleus
Molecular function (GO): nucleic acid binding; zinc ion binding
Source: RefSeq, a predicted model, not a curated record